Symbiodinium necroappetens is the source of this 264-nucleotide messenger RNA. The record is from the annotation of a GenBank genome assembly. NCBI's taxonomy places the organism in Eukaryota, Dinophyceae, Suessiales, Symbiodiniaceae.
GAGUGGUUGAAGGAUGCUGCCUGGGGCUGCUACUUCCCACCAGGACUUCACCCACGUGAUGAGGCCGGUGGCCGCUUCCGGGCAGACAAGGCUUGGACGGCGAUGCUGAGUCCUUACAUCCGCUUCGGGGACCUUUCUGCCAGAUAUGUGGAGUGGCGCACAUGCCAGGUCCUUUCGCAGGAGUUGCGGCAGCUGUUCUUGAAGCGCGUGGUGUGGCGAGACAAGGCCUACUCUCAGCUCUACCGCUGUCCGGAUUCUCAUUCG